CGUUUGAGGUGUGGCAGCCAUUGCACCGCUUUGCCUGGGUGAUUCGCAGGCUUCCUCCAGCCAGGUUACGAUCCUUAUGCCGUGGGCGAAACAGUCUCCAUCGUCGUGGUGGUCGUCCAAGACGACGACGUCCGGUAGCGGCCCGCGGCAGCAUGCUGACCUCGUCAUUUUCAUUGGGUGUAAGUACACCACCCGUACACAAGCUCAUAUGCAGUCAUACAUUUUUGGGAUCCAAUGGUAGUAUGGUAUGUCAUGAGUCUCUUGGCUCUAUGGGCCAACAAGUUCCUCGUGUCGACAAUUGCUAUCGACACGAGCCUCUUGUCCAUGAUGCAGCUCGUCAUGUCUGUGGCCUGUGGCGCGUUGGUCGAAGUUCGCGCGGUCGGCGCGGCCAAGUUUGCGGUCGACUUGCGCGGUGCUUUUAUGUGGACUACUUCAUUCCCACCACACAAUGCACCUUCGAAAGCAGCGCAUGCAUACACGGCAUCCCCACCACCCAUCCCAUGUCGCAUCACGGACAUGGUCACUCUUGGCGGUGUGCGCAUCCUCAACCUCGUGUGUGACUUGGUGGCUCUCAAGUAUAUCUCCGUCUCUCUCUCUCAAACCAUCAAAUCGUCCGCGCCUUUCUUCACCGUCGUGCUAUCGUACAUUGUGCUGGGCACGCCCACAACCUGGCGGGUCAGUGGGACGCUGGUGCCGAUUGUGUUGGGCCUGGCGUGGUGCUGCUGCUGCAAUGUCUCCACGAGCCUGGGAGGACCUGCUUUUUCCUUCUUGUCCUGCCUCGGGCUACUGGCAGCUCUGAGUGCCAACUGCACCGAUUGCUUUCAAAAUGUGUUGUCCAAGAAAUUACUCACAUCCUCUAGCCACGCCUUCUCAGUCACGCAACUACAGCUGUACUCGAGCCUUGUCGCGAUGGGUCUCCAAGCUAUCUAUGUCGUGGUUGAUCAGGCAACUUCAUCUAGACGGGUUAGCCCGGACGGCGGCCAGCUGUUUGUGGCACUGUGCCUCAUGUUGAAUGGCAUGGCGUACUAUGUGCAGAGUGCACUGGCAUAUCGCGUCAUGAGUCUGCUCUCGCCCGUGUCGCACAGCGUCGUCAGCACUUUGAAGCGCGCGCUCCUGAUCGUGCUGUCCAUCUACCGAUAUGGCGAACCCGCGACGCUUGGCAACUACGUGGGCAUGAUGUUCGUCUUGGGCGGGGUAUAUCUGUUCCACCGUGCCUCCAGACACAGGUCAAAGGUCGAUCAUGUCGCGGCCAAGAUGGGCCAAGAUGAUGACGCCAACGACCUCGUGGCACUGCCAACCACCGCCGCCAGUCGCCACCUGCAUGUGAUCGCGAUCGUCUAGUAAAAACUGAAUAUGGAAUACAAUAUGAUACUACUUCUACUACGCA
Molecule: messenger RNA, 1387 nt
Organism: Aphanomyces astaci
Lineage: Eukaryota; Oomycota; Saprolegniomycetes; Saprolegniales; Verrucalvaceae
Exons: 3
Coding region: 235-1341 (368 amino acids)
Cellular component (GO): Golgi apparatus
Molecular function (GO): antiporter activity
Source: RefSeq, a predicted model, not a curated record